AUGCUUCCCAGGCUUGCACAGGCUGCCCGGCGUCUCCCACAGCGACAGCGGCGGCCGUCAUCCAUCCUCCACGCCGUAAAUAUGGCCACUUUUACCCUUCCAGGCUCGGGCUCUGAGCCACCCGUACCUGUCCAGUUAACGUCAGACCUCUCGGAGUCCCAGCUGCUUUCUUUUCCAGCGUUCAAAAUCUGGUUGUCGACGCUACGCCACUCCCUUGCUCGGCAACGGGACCCAUCUCACGAGUUCCAUGCAAAGCCGUACGUCUUGCGAAACAUAGCUGUCCAGGCUGUCGACCAUUUCGGAGCCAGGCUAGGAUUUGUCAAAUUCAAGGCAGACGUUUCUACCGACAAUGGGGACAAGUUACCGGGUAGCGUCUUCUUAAGAGGCGGCAGCGUUGGGAUGUUGCCGGACGACCUCCCAGAAUCAUCCAACCCAUCGUCCGGCGAUGGAAAAUAUGCCGUUCUUACUGUCCAACCACGCAUUCCAGCAGGCUCCCUAACUUUUGUUGAAUUACCAGCCGGCAUGAUUGAUGAGCAAGGUUCUUUCGCUGGCGCAGCAGCCAACGAAAUACAAGAAGAAACCAGCCUUUCGAUUAAGCAGGAAGAACUGAUCGAUAUGAGCUCACUGGCUAUACUUGGUCCUCACAAAAAUAGAAACAAGGAGGAAAGCGAGGAGAAGGAAUCCUUACAGAAUGCCGUUUACCCUUCUCCUGGCGGGUGUGAUGAGUUUAUCCCUCUUUUUCUGUGCGAGAAACGAAUGCCUAGAGCAGAUAUACAGCAGAUGCAAGGCAAGUUGACCGGACUAAGGAAAGAAGGCGAGAUGAUCACGCUUAAGCUGGUGCCUUUGGAUCAAUUGUGGUUGGAAGCGUGUCGAGAUGCAAAGGCACUGUCUGCAUGGGCGUUAUACACGGGACUACGGAGGAAUAAAUACCUGUGA
Molecule: messenger RNA, 936 nt
Organism: Arthroderma uncinatum
Lineage: Eukaryota; Fungi; Ascomycota; Eurotiomycetes; Onygenales; Arthrodermataceae
Product: nudix hydrolase 14
Exons: 2
Coding region: 1-936 (311 amino acids)
Biological process (GO): ribose phosphate metabolic process; nucleoside phosphate metabolic process
Molecular function (GO): ADP-ribose pyrophosphatase activity; ADP-glucose pyrophosphatase activity
Source: RefSeq, a predicted model, not a curated record